Phodopus roborovskii (desert hamster) is the source of this 3704-nucleotide messenger RNA. RefSeq names its product RNA polymerase mitochondrial (gene Polrmt). Lineage: Eukaryota; Metazoa; Chordata; Mammalia; Rodentia; Cricetidae. Gene Ontology annotation, biological process: mitochondrial transcription. The transcript has 21 exons. Gene Ontology annotation, molecular function: protein binding; mitochondrial promoter sequence-specific DNA binding; DNA-directed RNA polymerase activity. Gene Ontology annotation, cellular component: mitochondrial DNA-directed RNA polymerase complex. The record is from RefSeq and is a predicted model, not a curated record. The coding region runs from base 50 to 3655 and encodes 1201 amino acids.
AACUCCCGGCUGGCGGCGUGCGCGCGUGCGCAGCGCGGGCAGCGGAGGCAUGUCGGCGCUACGCUGGACCCGAGGUGCUGCGGGCUUUGGCAGGGCGUUGAGCUCCUCUGGGCGCCGCUGCCAGACCUCGGAGGAAGGGACCCUCAGUGGCCUCUGCAGCUCAAGAAAGCGCUCUGCUGCAAGUCCCCGCGAGCAAGAUGUCCAGAAGGAGUGGGGCCAUGCUGAGCUUCUGGAAGUGCUGGAGGCUCGGGUACAGCAGCUGCGGGCGGAGAGCACAUCUGAGGUGAUGGUGAGGAAGGUGCAGGUGGACCGGCCCCCAGAGGGCCACAGUAGACACUGGGCACAAAAGCUGGAGGUGGAGAGACAAUUGAAGCAGAAACGCCAGGAGCUUCUUGACUCACAGCAGAAGGAGUCCCUCACGUUGCAGACAGAGCCCCGGCUCUGGAGCAAGAAGCUGGCUGGCUGCCUGCAGCAAAGGAGGAAGAAGGCACCCAAGAGCUCGGAGGAGGAGGAGGAGCAGCUGACCCAGGCCCUGAAGGCCGCCCUGCCAAAGCUCAGUCCCUGCACCCUGGCUAAGAUGAAGGCCACAGCUGUGGAGCCCAACAUCUUGCUCCUCCAGCAAAAGUUUAUGGAUUUCUUUGAGUGUUGUAUCUGCACCGACAACGUGCCGCUUGCCCACCAUGUGCUAAUCAUUCAGCACAACAAGUGUGAUAAGCAGCAGCUGCUCACCCUGGACAUGUAUAACACGGUGAUGCUCGGCUGGGCCCGCAAGGGCUCCUUCAAGGAGCUAGUGUAUGUGUUCUUCAUGCUGAAGGAUGCUGGUCUCUCCCCAAACCUGUGGUCCUAUGCAGCCGCACUCCAGUGCAUGGGACGCAGGGACCAGGAUGUCCACAUCAUUCAGAGGUGUCUGAAGCAGAUGAUAGAAGAAGGCUUCCAGCCUCAGCAGCUCUUCACCGACUUGGUUCUGGCAGGGGAGGAGCGGGCCGCACUACUGAGAGCAGUGGUCAAGGCUAAGCCUACCUUCAGUUUGCCCCCACAGGCCCCAAACCCGGUCAACACAUCUACACUCCUCAAGGAGGUCUAUGACAAGAAGGGUCCCAAGUCCUACCCGAAGUUGCACCUGCCCCUGGAGACCCUGCAGGACCUCUUCCACCAGCAGCUUAAUGUGGAGCUGAGUGCCAACGUCUGUGUCCAGUCAGUGGAGAAGGCCCCAGUAAUGACCAAGGAGGUCAUUGAGGCGCGGAAGACCCUGAAGACACUGCAAGGGCAGUGGGAAGUGGAGCUUCUGCAAGUGUUGCAGCGGACCAAGGCCACCAUGGCCUACCAGGCGCGGGAAGGCCAGCCCACACUCUACCCCUUCCUCUGCCUGCUCAGUGAAGGGGAGUUCGUGAGCAUGCUGAUGCAGGUUCUGCGGUUGCUGCCGGCACAGGGUGAGCCUCUCCUCCACCUGGCCCAUGACUUAGGCCUUCGGGUCAUAAAUCGACAUUUGGUGAAGCAGAAGCAGGUCACCAAACACGUGCAGAAACUGGGGCAGCAUUACUCACAAUACCUCCAGCUCCUGGCUUCCGACACACAGGUGGAGGUGCCCUGCCUUCCUCGGGAGUACUGGGAAUCACUGGGCCCACUGGAGACCCCGCUGCAGCAGCCCUGGUCCCUGGCAGUGCUGCUACAUCUGGGCAAGCAGCUGGCUGAGAUGAUGGUGCAGGCAGUGCGGAUGCCACGCAACCUGGCCGUCCCACAGGGUUCAUGCCGCCUCAUCCCAGUGCUCUACCAUGUGUAUUCCUUCCGAAGCUACCGCCAGAUCGGCAUCCUUAAGCCUCACCCAGCCUUCUCGCAGCUGCUAGAGACAGCAGCGGAGCCCACACUGACCUUUGAGACCACAGAAGUGCCUAUGUUGUGCCCACCGUUGCCCUGGAUGUCACCACACACUGGGGCCUACCUGUUGAACUCCACCAAAAUGAUGCGUGCCACAGAGGGCACCACGCAGCACCAGCAUCUCCUGGAGAGCUGUGCUCCCGCCCAACUGCACGGUGCCCUGGACACGCUCACUCAGCUGGGGAACUGCGCCUGGCGUGUCAACGGGCGACUGCUGGACUUGGUGCUACAGAUCUUCAGGGACAAGGGUUGUAAGCGCCUGGGCGUUCCUCCUCCACGCUCAGAGGCGCCACUGCCGGCUCAGCAGCACCUGCCACCUGGAGCCACCCCUUUGCACAAGGCAGAACUUCGGAAGGAGUUGGCACGCUGCCUCAAAGCUGCUCGGGAGAUGCACAGCCUGCGCAGCGAAGCCUUGUAUCGCCUGUCGCUGGCACAGCACCUACGGAACCGUGUCUUUUGGCUGCCACACAACAUGGACUUCCGCGGCCGCACCUACCCCUGCCCGCCAUACUUCAACCAUCUGGGCAGUGACCUAGCACGUGCUCUGUUGGAGUUUGCUGAGGGCCGGCCACUGGGGCCACGUGGCCUCGACUGGCUCAAGAUCCACCUUGUCAACCUUACUGGCCUCAGGAAGCGUGACUCGCUGCGCAUGCGCCUGGCUUUUGCGGAUGAGGUCAUGGAAGAGAUCUUGGACUCUGCAGACAACCCCAUGACGGGCCGGAAGUGGUGGAUGGAAGCUGAUGAGCCCUGGCAGACCCUGGCCUGCUGCAUGGAGGUGGCACAAGCAGUCCGGUCCCCAGAUCCCACUGCCUAUAUCUCCCACCUGCCGGUUCAUCAGGAUGGCUCCUGCAAUGGCUUGCAGCAUUAUGCCGCACUGGGCCGGGACAAUGCCGGUGCUGCCUCAGUCAACCUAAUGCCCUCGGACCUGCCCCAGGAUGUGUACAGGGAGGUGGCAGCACAGGUGGAGGAGCUCCGCCAGCAGGACGCCAAGGAGGGGCUACAGGUGGCCCAGGUGCUGAAGGGCUUCAUCACUCGCAAGGUGGUGAAGCAGACCGUAAUGACUGUGGUGUAUGGGGUCACCCGUUACGGUGGUCGCCUGCAGAUAGAGAAGCGUCUGCGUGAACUCAGCGACUUCCCCCAGGAGUUUGUCUGGGAAGCCUCACACUACCUCGUGCGCCUGGUCUUCAAAAGCUUACAGGAGAUGUUCUCCAGCACCCGGGCCAUCCAGCACUGGCUGACGGAGAGUGCCAACCUCAUCUCUCACACGGGCUGGCCUGUGGAGUGGGUCACACCCCUGGGUAUCCCCAUCAUACAGCCCUAUCACCGUGAAGCCAAGGUCCAGGUGAAAGGUGGCAUCCAGAGUCUUACCUUUACCAGCUCGAUGGACAUUAGCCAGAAGCCCAACACUCUGAAGCAGAAGAAUGGCUUCCCGCCCAACUUCAUCCACUCCCUGGACUCCUCCCACAUGAUGCUGACUGCCCUGCACUGCUACAGGAAGGGCCUGACCUUCGUCUCUGUGCAUGACUGCUUCUGGACACAUGCCGCUGACAUCCCGGUGAUGAAUGAGGUGUGUCGUGAGCAGUUUGUGCGCCUACAUAGCCAGCCCAUCCUAGAAGACCUGGCUAAGUUCCUGGAGAAGCGCUUCUGCUCCAUCUCCAGUUCCCUGAAGCCCUCAGAACUUGCUCUGACCAACAAACUGCAGAAGACACUACAGUCCUUGCCAAAGACUGGUACCUUCGAUCUGAGGCAGGUGAUGAAAUCCACCUACUUCUUCAGUUGACCCAUCCCGAGCUGUCCCUAGACCUGUGCAUAAUGUAAAUACAUUAAAG